AUGAGCGACAAGAAAUCUUUCUACAACCAAACCGUGUCAGACACCUCCUUCCGACGAACCUGGGAUCGCGAGGCCUACACCGAAAAAGCUGCUUCAGACGAAGCCAAGGCGAAAAUCGAAGCAAAAGCCCGCUAUGAAGCUAAGCUACAAGGCAAAAAAUACCAUGCUCCCGUCGACUACAGCACGCUCGAGGCGACCACGUCUCGCGCAAAACGGCUCGAUGUGGCGAGUCUGGUUGGAAAGACUACAUUAGUCCCGGCAGGCGCAGCAGUAGGGAAAAGAGGCCGUGGUGCGGGAUUCUACUGCUCUGAUUGCGACUUGACGUUUAAGGAUAAUAUACAACUCGUUGAACAUUUGAAUAGCAAGCAACAUCUGUUUGCGACAGGACAGAGUGGAGAGGUUGUCAGGGCUGGUGUCGUGGAGGUUAGGAACCGGCUAAGAUGGUUGGCGCAUAAAAGGAGAAUGGAAGCGGAGGAGGACAAGAAAGUUGGACAGUUGGAUCUUGAUCUUAGGAUCAAGAAUAGGGAGGAAGAGGAGGCGAAGGAGAGAGAGGAAAGGCGGAGGAAGAGGAAUGAGAAGAGGAGGAAGACUGGCAAAGAUGGUGUCAAGCAAGAAGAUGCUUGGGAAGGCCGACUAGGCAUUAUUUCUUAA
Arthroderma uncinatum is the source of this 651-nucleotide messenger RNA. RefSeq lists its product as uncharacterized. The coding region runs from base 1 to 651 and encodes 216 amino acids. Gene Ontology annotation, molecular function: nucleic acid binding; zinc ion binding. The transcript has a single exon. Gene Ontology annotation, cellular component: U4/U6 x U5 tri-snRNP complex; spliceosomal complex. The record is from RefSeq and is a predicted model, not a curated record. Lineage: Eukaryota; Fungi; Ascomycota; Eurotiomycetes; Onygenales; Arthrodermataceae. Gene Ontology annotation, biological process: mRNA splicing, via spliceosome.